Xenia sp. Carnegie-2017 is the source of this 2002-nucleotide messenger RNA. Its product is annotated as kelch-like protein 12. NCBI's taxonomy places the organism in Eukaryota, Metazoa, Cnidaria, Anthozoa, Malacalcyonacea, Xeniidae. The coding region runs from base 100 to 1476 and encodes 458 amino acids. Gene Ontology annotation, molecular function: protein binding. The record is from RefSeq and is a predicted model, not a curated record. The transcript is spliced from 2 exons.
UGAAUUUAUAACGGUUCAAGAUCUUCAAAGACACGUUGAAACUUGUGACUUUGCUCCGGUGUUGUGUUCUAAUGAACGUUGUGGACAGAGAUUAAAGAAAUGUUUCAACAAAUUGUUAAUCAAGAAGCUCAAGCGAAAAUGAAAAUGGUUGAAUUGAAUGCAAAAAUGAAUCAAAACUUUGUUGAAAUAAAUAGAUCAAUAAAAGAGACAGCAGAGCCAUUAAAAACCCAAUUUUCACGUAUGCAAUGUGAAAUAAUAGAAUCAAAGAAAGAAAUAAAAGAUGUUCGACAAAAUCUUUCUACAGUAACCAAAGAAAUGAUGGAAUCAAGGAAAGAAAUUACAGAUGUUCGACAAAAUCUUUCUACAGUAACCAAAGAAAUGAUGGAAUCAAGAAAAGAAAUAAAAGAUGUUCGACAAAAUCUUUCUACAGUAACCAAAGAAAUAAUGGAAUCAAGGAAAGAAAUAAAAGAUGUUCGACAAAAUCUUUCUACAGUGACAGAAUCCAAGUUCUUUCAAAUUUUGGAAAAAGAUGUGAUACAAAAUCAUGUUCAAACAUUGCCUUCAUCAAUUGAGAUAGUGAUGAGCGUGGUAAGAAAAGAUGUAUUGGUUGCUGGAGGCUACCCACGAGGUCGCUCAAAGAAUGUCGAAAUAUUUUCAUGGAAGGAGGAGAAAUGGUUUGAGAGUGCAAAGAUGAAAAUUGGACACUGGGCUGCUUCAUCAUUUGUUUAUAAUGAUAAUUUAUUCGUUGUUGGAGGAUGUGAUUUUAAUUCAACUGAGGUUUUAAAUCUUAACCGGCAGCCUCUGACAUGGCAGACAUUUCCUGAAGAGCUUCCUUUUAAAAUUUGCAGUCAUAAAACUGUUGUGUACAAAGAGCAAGUUCUUUACAUUGGAGGAUAUAAUGAAGAUAAACAAAAAACAUCUGAUACGAUAAGUGAAUUGCAAAUUACAGGUACUCCAUUUCCCGUCUUGAAAGAGUUGUGUCAUAUGCCUGAACCACUGUUUGACCAUGGAGCUGAGGUCGUUGGUGAUAAGGUUCUUAUUUUUGGAGGAAAUGGAAAAGAUGAAAAAGCUUUAUCUAAUGUUUUGGAGUUUGAUCCAAGAACUCUGACAUUCAAGGAAAUGCCUCCAUUACCUCACCCACUGACAAGAAUGGCAACUGUUCGAUGGAGAGAUCAAGUUGUUCUUCUUGGAGGUGUUCAUUCUUGUAGCUCAAACAGUGUCAUUAUGUAUGAUAGUAGCACAGGUGAGACUACUAUUUUGCCACCCAUGCUGGAAAAAAGAGAGAGAGGGUGUGCUGUUUUAACGGGAAAUGCAAUUGUUGUCAUUGGAGGAGACAAUGAUAAAGGUAAACAGCUUAAAUCAGUGGAAUAUUUUGAAAUGGGACGAAGUUCUUCUUGGUCAUAUCUUCCUUCAAUGAUUGAGCCACGAUCUAGAGCCAUUGCCGAAAUGUUACCCUUAGGACAUGUAUAUUUUUAGAUGGAAAUAAAUAUCUUAUAACGCAAAUUGCAAGCAUGUAAAAGUUAUGGAUCUGAACAAUAAUUUAUGUGAGAUUUUGCACUUUUGUUGCAUUUUUUUAGUGUAUUUAGCCUCACCAUGAAUUUAUUAUUAUAAUUCGAUUUCAUCCAAAAAAUAACGUACGAAAAUUUCAUCACUAUAGCUUUCUUAUUGUAAUUAUUAUAAUUUGAUUCUAAUAUACUCACAAUGCAUGCCAUGUAAAUAUCACUUUGUCUAACACCUUUAUCACACUUUGUCCUUUACUUCCUAGCUAUUAACUCUUAUGUGUCAUUUAUCGUCAUGUAUGUUGCUUUUUCAUUCAAUAAACAUUAAAGUAUUUGCUUUGCAUGGAACAAAAUAUGAACAAUGCCUGCUUUGUCACUGUUUAUAAGUAUAAUUUUCAUUGAUUUUAAUGUCAAAGGGAAUUGCUUACAAUGUGAACAAUAAAUCGCCAAAUGUGUAAAAUUAGUGUAGCAUAUCUUGUUUUAAAUGUAUAUUUUUUACUUCA